This is a messenger RNA of Periophthalmus magnuspinnatus, 7481 nucleotides long. RefSeq names its product tet methylcytosine dioxygenase 2 (gene tet2). Gene Ontology annotation, cellular component: nucleus. The transcript has 10 exons. Lineage: Eukaryota; Metazoa; Chordata; Actinopteri; Gobiiformes; Gobiidae. Gene Ontology annotation, molecular function: DNA 5-methylcytosine dioxygenase activity. The record is from RefSeq and is a predicted model, not a curated record. The coding region runs from base 435 to 5243 and encodes 1602 amino acids. Gene Ontology annotation, biological process: oxidative demethylation; positive regulation of transcription by RNA polymerase II; myeloid cell differentiation.
GAGGGGAGCCGAGAAGGGAGGGAAAGAAAACCUGUCCCUUUGUGUGGGAAGAACUCAGCAGGAUAGUGAAUUUGUGAUUAUUUCUCUAAGCCAAGCCUCCUCACCGCUACGAGAGCUGCAUUCUGGUUUGCACACCUCACUACUCUAUGAUCGCGCAUUGGACAGAGCAGGAACAGCAGCGACACCAGAAGCCUCUCCUGAUGAUGUUGGACGCCGACGUCAGCCUGGCUUCCAUGAAUAUUGAUGUGGAGGAUAGUCGGUUUCAUAGAAGAACAGAAGGAGGCAAGAUGGCUGCCCUUUAGGAUUUGUUAAAGGGGAGAAGAAGAGGAGAAGAGAGAUUUGGACGUUUUUCUGUUGGAUUUUCUGCAAAGUGGAGGGACAGGAAAGCAGGGCGGACCGAGGGCAGGCCCGUGGAUGGACAGUGAGCAGCCCAGAUGGAAACAGAACAGGCCAGACAUGAGACGGAAGAAACUCUGAGAUUUGUCACCUCUUCGAACUUCCCCCAGAAACUACAGAAUGGAUGCCAGUCUUUGGAGGGACGUUCGCUGCAUACUGGCGAGGAUACAAACUGGAAUCGUCACACUCCAAGCACAGUCACCAACUUUAUGAAGAGGCAUCGGGAAAGCUCCAGUCCUGCAUCUGCAGCAGGAUUGUUGGACCCUGCAGCCCACCAAAUGAAUGGAGAGAUGCUAAAUGGGGAGAUGAAACAUGCACCACCCGACCAGUCAUUUUUGGUUCAUCAGUCGAAAAAACUCAAGGUGGAGCCUUCACGUUUAGCUGACGGCUUUUCAGACUUUAAUAAAGCAGCGGAAUUUCAGUGCAAUGUCCCACAGACGCAAAUGAAUGUGGACAAAAGAAAUUGUAAUUUAUCCAAUGGAGAUGUAUUUGGUCUAGUCAAAAACAAGCAAAUUAUUUCUAAUGGUGCUACAUCACCCCCAUCUACCAUAGAAGGCACUCCAGGAGAUCUUUUAGAGAAAACAUUGUCUCAGUAUUUUCCUGAGCAUGUAUCAAUUGCACCUCAAACAACCAAAACACAGAUAAAUUCCUUCAAUGGUUCAGAUGCAAACAAAAGUGACGGUGCUAAUAGAAAUUUCACCUCAGGAUUGCCCGUAUCAUCCCAGAUGUCUGUUGGCUAUGUUAUGAAUGGUUUCUCCAAUAGUUAUGGAGAAAAUCAACACCAGCAUCCACAAAGACAGUAUCAACCUCCCGGUUACUCUAGAAGUCAGUUGGCCCAAAAUACACAUACUGUAAAUGCUCUCAAGCAGCAUCCAAAUGGCCCAGAAAGAUAUCCUGAAAAGGUGGACCUUCAGGGAGUCAGUCAGAGGUCUAACCACAACUCUUUUGUUAACCAUAAUGUUCCACAAUAUGAAGUUCAACCACAGAAGUAUGAACAAAAUACUGGUAACAGUGCAACUGAUGGCAUGACACUGCAACAUCCAAUGCAUACUGGAUUAGCCAAUAGGGCUGAAAACACAUCUCUGCAAGCAGCAAACAUGAUGAAUUCCCAAUCACCUAGAUGGACUGAGCGCCAGUCUCUGCAGCAUGAAUACAUGAAUGCCACCCAACCCCAUUCACAGGAGAAUAGUUUGUGGAGGAACCACAGUGCUGAGUCUCAGCAGAGGACAUCCAGUCCACAGGUUCAAAAACCAGUGCAAAGAGCCCCAUCUCAUGGUACAUUUGCAGACAGCAGUCAGGGGUUAAAAGUUUUGCUGUCACAGCAGGACUCUCCUCUAGCACAAGGACACUAUACUUCAACCCAGCACAAAACUGCCACUGAGUGGCAGCAGUCCCAAUCUAAAACACCUCUCCCAGAUCAGAGUUCUCCUCACCAAAAUAAAACAGAGAGCAUCUACCAGGGCAACAUUCAGCAGUCAGAGCCCUUAAGGGAACAGCAGUACUUGCAUCCUCAGCGGCCGCUUUCACAACCCCCACAGUAUGACGGGCAACAGCUCAAGUCUCCCAUCUACAGACCUCAUAGUCAACCUCAACCCUGCCAACCAAAUGCGAAUUAUGCUGAUGAAAAUCGUAGGCAACAUCUGUAUUCUCCCAACUCAGGCAGCAGUAACCUCAAACAAUUUCCACAACAGCAGUCCAACAACCACUGCCAACCAACAAACCAUGUUGACUAUCCCCUUCCAUCUACACAGAACCAACUGCACUUACCACAGCAGGUACAGACUAAAAGUGAACAGCAGAGGAGAACAUCAUGCUCUCAACUACCUCUUGCUCCUGGAGAUUUUCAGAAGCAUGCGGCACUGCGAAUGCAUCUCUUACAAAAACAGGAGCGUCACGGUCCUGCACACCCCACUCAGAGCCCUGGUGAUCUGAAAUAUGGUAUUAAAACCAUAAAGGAAGAACAUGCUGAUGUAUAUGAUUUUCCUGGUCCCAGCCAGGAGCAUGUGUCGUUAAGGCCACAAGUCAAACAAGAGCCCCAAGAGUUCUUGUGUGAUCAAAGCAAGAAACCGGGCAGUAUCCUGGCCUCCAUGGAGCAAAGUCUGAAACAGUAUCAGCUCUCACCAGUGUUUGAGAAAAAGUCAAUUGUCAUAAAUUCAAAUAAGGUCAAGGUUGAAUCUUCAGGGGCAGUCACAAUUUUAUCAACAAAAACAGAUCUAAAAGCAGAGGAAACAGUGAUGGCAACCCCAGCACUAGCUUUGAAAAGGCCCCCUGAUUCAACUCCCAAAAAAGAACACCUUUUACAAUGCUUUAUGGAUUCUCCUAUGAAGCUGCUCGAUACACCCAUCAAGAAUCUGCUUGACACACCCCUCAAAACACAGUAUGACAUUGCAUCCUGCCACUGUGUUGAACAAAUCAGUGAGAAAGAUGAAGGUCCAUACUACACUCACCUGGGUUCAGCUCCCAGUGUCCAAGCAAUCAGAGAGCUGAUGGAGAAAAGGUCUGGUCUAACAGGCAGAGCAAUUAGAAUUGAAAAAGUGAUCUAUACCGGCAAAGAAGGAAAAAGUACACAGGGCUGUCCCAUAGCUAAAUGGGUGAUCCGCAGAUCAAGUGCUGAAGAAAAGUUAUUAGUUUUGGUACGCGAGCGGAAUGGUCACAGCUGUGUGUCGGCCUGCAUUAUUGUAGCACUGCUGGUCUGGGAUGGUAUAUCCCAGAGUCUUGCUGACUCUCUCUACAGUGAACUAAGUCAAACACUGACCAAAUAUGGUGCUCACACACAAAGACGUUGUGCUCUUAAUGAAGAGAGAACUUGUGCAUGCCAAGGUUUUGAUCCUGAAUUCAGUGGAGCCUCCUUCUCAUUUGGCUGCUCCUGGAGCAUGUACUACAAUGGCUGUAAAUUUGCAAGAAGCAAGAUACCAAGGAAAUUCAAACUACUUGGGGAUGACGUGAGAGAGGAAGAAAGGCUAGAGAAUAACUUUCAAAAUCUGGCAACAUUACUGGCUCCACUCUAUAAAACUAUGGCACCAGAAGCUUAUGGUAACCAGAUUGAACAUGAACACAGGGCAACAGAUUGCCGACUUGGACUCAAAGCAGGACGUCCCUUCUCUGGAGUCACUGCUUGUAUGGAUUUUUGUGCUCACGCCCACAGAGACCUUCACAAUAUGCAGGGUGGCAGCACUGUAGUAUGCACACUAACCAGAGAGGAUAACCGGGAAAUUGGAAAAAUCCCGGAAGAUGAGCAGCUCCAUGUCCUGCCUCUUUACAAGCCUUCCAGGACAGAUGAGUUUGGCAGUGAGGAAGGUCAGCAGGAGAAGGUCAGGUCCGGAGCCAUCCAAAUCCUCAGUGCUUUCCGCCGCCAGGUGCGCAUGCUGGCAGAACCAGCCAAGUCCUGCCGUCAGAAAAAGCUGGAAGCAAAGAAAGCAGCUGCUCAGAAGAAUGCUAUGUUGGAAAAUGAAAAGGCUGAGAAAGCCCUCAAUGUUAAGACUAAAAAUGAAAACAGCGAGAGCACUGUUUUAAAAACAGGGCCUGUUCCAGGAGUAAUUGGAGCACGCAUGGAUCCAAGUCAGCCACAUCACCAUCCAGGCAAUAUUCCUUACCAGCAACACCAUCUACAGCAGCAGCCUCCCCAGGCUUUUCCUCCUCCUUAUCCUGGCACUGCUAAUUCAACUAACUUUCCAAGGUAUCCUAAUCAUCCAGGGUCUUGUCCAAGCACUUCCAAAUCAGGCAACAUGUAUCCUCCACAGCCUCCAACAUCAGCUAGCUCUUACCCUUCACCUCACCAUUUACAAAGCUCUUACAUGAAUGGGUCCAGCCAUCCAUAUACGUAUCAACGUAACGGCAGUAUGCCUGUUGGCUACCCUCCCUUCUAUGGUUCAAACCAAACACAUCUGGAUAUGUAUCAGCAAAGAUCAUCCCCUUUAGAGCAGCAGUAUGGAGUCCCUCAGCGCUACAACUAUCCACCAAGGUAUGGUGAGCCAGGUUUACAAGUUAAUGGGUACAACCCUUGUGGCAUGGGACCUGUUCAUCCAAUGAGAUCACCUUAUACUCCAUAUUCGCCCAACGGAACUACCAAUGCUCAUUAUAUGGACACUCAUCCAAGAGCACCUUCAGCCCAUGGAGGUCUUGGUAAUCAAUUUUGUGGAUACCCAAGUCCAUACCUCACGCCUAGCCCUCAAAUUGUACCUCCAGGUCAAGAUACAUUGCUAAGUCAUGUCAAAACAGAAAUGACAAGUUCACAUAUGCUGCCUGGCCAGGUAAGUGCAGAGUGCCAAAUGCCGGCAGCACCAUCAGCUCUGCAAAAUGGGAACGCUAUGGGACCUGGAAUCAAACAAGAGCCUGGAACGCCGCAGACACCAACAACACCUCAAAAGCCAGAAGUGUGGUCAGACAAUGAACACAACUUCCUUGACCCUGAUAUUGGAGGGGUAGCAGUUGCACCCAGUCAUGGCUCUGUACUAAUUGAGUGUGCUAAACGUGAGCUUCAUGCUACAACACCCCUUAAGAACCCAGAUCGAAAUCAUCCAACACGCAUCUCCUUGGUAUUCUACCAGCAUAAAAACCUGAAUGAGGCAAAGCAUGGUUUGGCUCUAUGGGAAGCUAAAAUGGCUGAAAAAGCUCGUGAGAAGGAGGAAGAAGCGGAGCGGAAUGGGGGUGAAGUGAUGCCCUCCAAAAGCGGCAAAAAGGGAGUCAAACGCGAGCAUUUGGAGGCAACUGAAAGUGGGGAGCCUCCUUAUAAGCGCUUCAUCCAAUCACUGCUUGAAGGAUCUUUAUCCAGCACAACCAAUACAUAUGUCAGUACAUCUCCUUAUGCCUUCACCAAGGUCACUGGCCCUUACAGACAGUUUGUGUAGACAAAGGUGCUAACAUAAACCCACUAUCAAGAGUCCGUAUGUUGCACAGGAGGAAAACGUACUUUUUAUAUCUUGACCUGUUUAGCUUUAUGGACUGAUAAGGAUGUAUUUCCUCAGACAACAUUUGCAAGAAUCUCUCUUUGGUGCUUUUGUUGAGAUAUAAUACAUACAAACCUAUUUUUACUGGAAACCAAUUUUUGCUUUUGGCUUUAUUUUUGGAAUUCAAAAUCUUUACAUACAACACUGUUUUUGUACACAUUCUUGGUGCUAAAUUACAUGCUGUUUCUUUGACUUUUUAAGCCUUCACACUAUGGUCACAGCACUCAACUUGUCAACACUGAUCAUGCUGUUACACUGUCAUCUGAAAUGAUGAGCAUCAUAAUUAUUUAAAUCAGUGUUUAACAAAGCACUUUGUAAAACCUGUAUGGCAAUUUGGUAUUAAAUGUGUGAAGAGGUUCACACAAAACAUUUUCCUACAUUUAUACUGUUAAUUGAGCCGUUUGAAUGGUGCAUUUUUGAUUUUCAUUUCUAGGAUUUUUUUUAAUGAAAUGUUUUAAAUGUUAGACAGGAUUGUCAGACAAACCUGAUUUGUGAAUAUUACAUGUAGUUUUAUGUCUGUGGUGCUUAGUGCUUAUACUGAGUAACAUAAAACAGGGUAAGCUCAGUGUUGUCAUUCAGAGGGCAGCUGGUGUGCUGUUGGGACUACAUAUUGUAUUGUAAAGUGUAAGAUAAACAUGUGAGAUUUGUACAGUAAAUUAAUUUUCAUUUUCUGGAAUCAUGGUUAUAGUUUUGUUGUUAACAAUGGCCUUUUUAUUGCUUUUUAUGGUUUCAGCAGGUUUUAUGUUGUAAGGUGCUACUUACCCUAUAGGACACACAAUGCCACUGAGAAGGCUUUUAAAUAAUGUACAGUACAAACUUUUCACAUACCUCAGAACUUGUUUGGCAAUAGGACAACAACAAUCCUGUUGUUUUUUUUUUUUGUUUUUUUUUAUAUCUAGAUAACCCUAGAAGCAAAAAAAAAAAAAAGGUUCUCUUGUUACUUUCUUAAUAAUAUAAAAUAAUAUAAUAGAAAGUAAAGAACAUUUAAGAUGAAAUCAGGGAAAUUCUGAUUGUGUAGUCAUUGUCAUAAAGCCUGUAUCCAUUCUUUACUCAUUCAGGGACUUGCAUUGCAUCCCAAAUAAAAUAUUUGAUUGAAAAAGUCAUUGAAAAGUAUAAUCGUAGGCUACUAGUUUUUAGAUAGGCCUAGUACAAUUUGAAUUAAAAAGUGAUGCACUGAGCUGACAAAGGGAAACUAUAGUAAUGACUUAAGGACAAAUGACGUCUAUUACUCUGAAGCGGCUAUUUUUUGUGUCUGUGAAUAACAAAAUUUAUUUAUGACCACUAAUUAAGUGUAUGUUCUCCCCCUUAUAUUUGAAUGAAUAAUGUGAUGUGUAGCAAAACAAUGUUUCAUUGUAGAAUCACUUCACCAAAUUGUCAAUUCAUUUUCUUAGAGCACUUCAAUUCAUUUUUCAGUUUAAUAUGUAAUAAUGAAUGACAAAAAAGUUUUAUUUAAACAUAUUGUAAAUGUUAAUAAAUUAUGUCACAAUGUAUAUACCAAUCAUUUGUAUAGCAGGAAAGCAACAGUUUGUUGGUGAUGUAGGUUGUGUUUAUUAGAUAAAAGAUUAACCAACUACUACUAGAGGCGAGGUGUCAUGAUGCCCAUUUAUCCAUAACGUUUGUGUAUAUAAUAAUGUUUACGGUUUUAGUAACCUGUCAAUCAGUAGUGGUUACUAGUUUUUCUUAAAUGUUUCAGUUGUGUUCUUCUAAUCUACAUUGAUGUAAUGUUGAAUGGUAUUGUACAGGACCCAGCGACAGUAGCAGGACAGGGAUGAGAGUCAGAGCGGGUAAAAGCAUAGCCAUACUUGAAAAUGCUUCAGAGUGUUUCUGAAUGAUUCAGCAUUACUUGAAUGACUUUUGAGGAUUAAGCUAGUAAUUAAUACAAUUGAUACAGGCUUUGUGCAGUCAGACACUAAAAGUUAUACUACGUGCAACAUUGUGCCUCAUAUUAUUAGGCUUUGUUUGCUCCCCUGAUGAUUGGUAUGCUACAAAAAGAAGUUAAACAUGGGUAUAUAUACUGUAAGUAUUGUAAUGUACUGAAUGCAGUUUAUUUGAAAGCUGUUUAUUAUAUCAUUCCUGAUAUUGCUGAGAUGUGGGUGUUUUUUUUUUUUUUUUUUUAAUAAAAUGUAUAUUUAUUUGAAA